This is a messenger RNA of Lactuca saligna, 908 nucleotides long. Lineage: Eukaryota; Viridiplantae; Streptophyta; Magnoliopsida; Asterales; Asteraceae. The record is from the annotation of a GenBank genome assembly.
AUGGGGAAUUGUCAAGCAGUAGAUGCAGCUGCUUUAGUUAUACAACACCCAUCAGGAAAGAUAGAGAGGAUGUAUUCAUCUGCAACUGCUAGUGAGAUCAUGAAGAUGAAUCCAGGACAUUAUGUUUCUCUUAUAAUUCCCUUGCCCGGUGCCGAAACCCUAGAUAACUCCGGGAAUAAAACCGUUAAAUUCACCAGAGUUAAGCUUCUCCGGCCAACUGAUACACUUGUUCUAGGUCGUGCUUAUCGCCUCGUUACCUCUCAUGAAGUUAUGAAGGUAUUGAGAGCGAAAAGACAAGCGAAGAUGAAGAAGGAGCUGCCGGAAUCAAUGGCGGAAAAGGAAAAGGAUAACGAAGAAACAAGUUCCGAAAUGGAGAACUCAAGCGAGGUGGCGACACAUGGAAGAAGAUACAGACAAAGGUCUGGAUCGUUUUCGAGGUCAAAAUCAUGGCGUCCUUCAUUGAAGAGUAUCUCCGAAGCUGCUAGCUAAUAGUUGAUCAUUGCUUCUGUGGCUUUUUUUAUUUCGAUCAACUAGAUCAAAUAAUGCAUCUGUAUAGUUCAGAGAAAAAAAAAAAAAUACUAGCAACGACGCUAACCCAGAUAUGUAUUAAUUUUGAAGAAUAUAUAUAUUAGUGUGGAGUUCAAAGUUGCCUCCUUUUUGUGUUCUUUCAUCAACUGAUGAGAAGAAAAUGUAUAACAAAAACAAGUUAUAUGGUGAUUAAUUUAGACUUUAGAGUUCCAAGUUUCCCGAAUUUACCCCUGGCAGCUUCCUUUGCCGGAGUUGAUUGACAUGUACGUGGACGGCCUGGUCCUCCAUACUUAAAUAGCUGGUUUCAUCAAGGGUAGUUCAGUCUUUUUACACCAUAGUGAAAAUAGUUGAGUUAUUGGCUUGUUGGUUCAGGGACACAU